AUGACGCUGGGCAGCGUGGGGGCGACCCUGCGGGGGGCGGCGCGCGGAGCCGGGGUAAGCACCGCCCCGGGCGCGGCCGACCCCCGGGCCUCGCAGCCCUUCCCUGAGCACGUCCGGCCUCGGUUUCCCCAGCGCCUGCUGGAGCUGGAAUCCCCUCUCCAAGUCGUCUUCCUCAUGCACACCAAAUGGUUCUCCAAAACGCCAGCCAAGCCCUUGGUGGCCCAGAAGACACCCAUCAAGGUAGAGCUGGUGGCUGGCACUACAUACAGGUGGUGUGUAUGUGGUCGUAGCAAGAAGCAGCCCUUCUGUGAUGGCUCCCAUUUCUUUCAACGCACUGGCCUAUCCCCACUCAAGUUCAAGGUCCAGGAGACUCGCAGUGUAUUCCUCUGUACCUGCAAGGCCACCCAGAAGCCCCCAUACUGCGAUGGUACCCACAAGAGUGAGCGGAUACUGAAGGCAGAAGUGGGUUCCCCACUCUGA
Messenger RNA from Elephantulus edwardii (Cape elephant shrew), 480 nucleotides. It is a transcript of the gene CISD3, whose product is annotated as CDGSH iron sulfur domain 3. Lineage: Eukaryota; Metazoa; Chordata; Mammalia; Macroscelidea; Macroscelididae. Gene Ontology annotation, cellular component: intracellular membrane-bounded organelle. Bases 1 to 480 code for a protein of 159 amino acids. The record is from RefSeq and is a predicted model, not a curated record. Gene Ontology annotation, molecular function: 2 iron, 2 sulfur cluster binding. The transcript has 3 exons.